AGUCCGCGCGGCACGCAGACGGACCCCGCACUGAAUCUGGGAACGGCCGCCUCCUCAUUUCUCCCUGUAUGGAGCUUUCCGCUAUCGGGGAGCAGGUGUUUGCGGUGGAGAGCAUCAGGAAGAAGCGCAUAAGGAAGGGUAAAGUGGAAUACCUGGUGAAAUGGAAAGGAUGGCCCCCCAAAUACAGCACGUGGGAACCAGAGGAUCACAUUCUUGACCCUCGUCUGGUGAUGGCUUAUGAAGAGAAGGAAGAACGAGAGCGUGCCUCAGGUUACAGGAAGAGAGGCCCCAAACCGAAGCGCCUUUUGCUGCAGAGGCUGUAUAGUAUGGACUUGAGGAGUGCGCACAAAGGAAAAGAGAAACUCUGCUUUUCUCUGUCACGGAGGUUUGGGGGAGGAGGAAACAACUUGGCGGCAGGGACCAAGGGAGGGCAAGCAGAGCUGUCUGAGAAGAGUGGGGGAGGAGGGGUGCUGCCUUUCCCUCUUCGGAAGCAGAACAAGAACCAGAAGUACUUGCGCCUCUCACGGAAGAAGUUCACCCGCAUGUCAAGCCUGGAGAAUCGGAAUCGCCGCCGGGAGUUUUUCCUGAAGGAACCGAUGGCACUAGAGGACAGGCAGACCCCCAAUGACUGGGAUGAGGCCACACAACCUGCCAACAAAGAGGUGGGCUCAGAUACAGCAGAAGGCUCCCUCUCAUGGAGCCCAGCCCUCCCCCCAAAUGAAGUGACAGUGACAGACAUCACAGCAAACUCCAUUACCGUGACUUUCAGAGAAGCACAAAUGGCAGAGGGCUUCUUCCGAGAUCGCAGCAUCCCGUUCUGAAACUCAAUUU
Messenger RNA from Euleptes europaea (tarantolino), 831 nucleotides. RefSeq names its product chromobox 7 (gene CBX7). Bases 69 to 821 code for a protein of 250 amino acids. The record is from RefSeq and is a predicted model, not a curated record. Gene Ontology annotation, cellular component: PRC1 complex. NCBI's taxonomy places the organism in Eukaryota, Metazoa, Chordata, Lepidosauria, Squamata, Sphaerodactylidae. Gene Ontology annotation, biological process: negative regulation of transcription by RNA polymerase II. The transcript has 6 exons.